AUGUCCUCCGACGAUAUAAAAAUAGAUGAACCAGAGCAAGUAGAUGAAGUAGAAUACGAUGUUGACAAGAUAAAGAUACUUCCUGGUGCAUCAGAAGAUGGAUCGUCAGCUUCAUUCCAGAUUUUGGAAGAGGAUCACACCUUGGGCAAUGCAUUGCGUUAUAUCAUUAUGAAAAACCCCGAGGUUGAAUUUUGUGGGUAUAGUAUACCACAUCCCAGUGAAAACAAGAUGAACAUCAGGAUACAAACGUAUGGUAACAUAUCAGCUGUUGAAGCUUUGCACCAGGGUUUCGACAAUUUGAGCGAGCUAUGUGGCGUUGUGGAAGAGAAAUUUGAGCAAAGGUUGAAAGAGGGUGGAUACAGUACCGAGGAGCCAUAA
Lodderomyces margitis is the source of this 378-nucleotide messenger RNA. It is a transcript of the gene RPC19, whose product is annotated as DNA-directed RNA polymerase core subunit. Bases 1 to 378 code for a protein of 125 amino acids. Gene Ontology annotation, molecular function: DNA binding; DNA-directed RNA polymerase activity; protein dimerization activity. The record is from RefSeq and is a predicted model, not a curated record. NCBI's taxonomy places the organism in Eukaryota, Fungi, Ascomycota, Pichiomycetes, Serinales, Debaryomycetaceae. Gene Ontology annotation, cellular component: RNA polymerase III complex; RNA polymerase I complex. Gene Ontology annotation, biological process: DNA-templated transcription. The transcript has a single exon.